UACGACCGUUAGGGUUCAGAGCAUGGUGGGUCCGGAAAGAACUUUGCUCCAUUUUUCUCCUUCUCCCCGGAGAAAGCAGUGAUUCCAAAGUGAGAUAGGGAGAGCCCUCUCAACGGCUCCUCCCAUCUCCUUCUUCUACUCUAUUGGAAGGAGAACACACCAGCAAUGGAGAAUGAAGAGAACAAUGCUGAGUCAGGGUUGGAGAUUGUAGAGGAACCUGCUGCAAUCAAAUACUAUGGCUGGAAAACAAUGCCUUAUGUCAUAGGCAAUGAAACAUUUGAGAAGCUUGGGGGCAUUGCCACAGCAUCAAAUAUGCUUGUCUAUCUCACCACUGUCUUCCACAUCAAAAGCAUCCAUGCUGCAACGAUCCUUAAUGUUUUUAAUGGAACUACAAGCCUUGCUACUGUUCUUGGGGCCUUCAUCUCGGACGCCUUCUUAGGACGCUACAAAACCUUGGGUUUUGCUUCUGUAGUUACACUUUUGGGUAUGUUUGUCAUCAUGAUCACUGCUGCAAUCCCAGCUCUGCAUCCACCUUCCUGUGUACAAGGAACAACUUGUUCAGGUCCUACAACAAUGCAGCUUGCUAUGCUUGCUCUCAGCUUUCUAUUUCUAGUGAUCGGAGCGGGCGGUAUCAGGCCCUGCAAUCUUGCCUUCGGUGCUGACCAGUUUAAUCCAAAAACUGAAUCUGGAAAGAAAGGAAUUAGCAGCUUCUUCAACUGGUAUUAUUUUACCUUCACCAUUGCAGUCAUGAUCUCCUCGACAUUCAUAAUCUAUAUUCAGAGCAAUGUGAGCUGGACACUGGGCUUGGCUAUCCCUGCCAUCAUGAUGCUCAUCUCUUGCAUCUUCUUCUUCCUUGGCACGAGAAUUUAUGUCAAGGUGAAGCCUGAAGGGAGCCCUUUUAUUAGCUUUGCUCAGGUUCUAGUGGCAGCACUCAGGAAGCGGCGUUGGCAAUUAUCAGAUGAUCCAAAGCAGUCUCUCUUCAGUCCUCCUCAUUUCAGCUCUCUCAUCUCCAAGCUUCCACAUACUAAUCAGUUCAGAUGGCUUGACAAGGCUGCAAUCAUAACAAACUCAGAUGAAAUCAAAAUAGACUCAGCUGCGGCGAAUCAAUGGCGAUUAUGUAGCAUCCAGCAGAUUGAAGAGGUGAAAUGCCUCCUAAGAAUAGCUCCAAUUUGGUCCACAGGCAUCCUAUACUACAUCGGCAUGGCACAGCAAUCAACAUAUGUUGUUCUCCAAGCAAUGCAAUCUAACCGUCACAUCGGAAACAAAAAUUUUGAGAUUCCGGCCGGCUCCUUCUCCAUCUUUUCCCUUCUCGCUCUCUCCAUAUGGUUACCGAUCUACGAUAGUAUGGUCAUCCCAUGGCUAAGAAAAAUCACCAAAAAGGAAGAAGGCAUCACACUUCUACAAAGAAUGGGAGUUGGAAUGGUGAUUUCCAUAAUGGCAAUGAUUGUUUCAGGAAUGGUUGAAGAGAGGAGGAGAAACACUGCUCUUCAUCAACCAACUAUUGGAAUCUCAGUAAGUGGUGGAGCCAUUUCAUCCUUCUCUAGCCUUUGGUUGGUUCCUCAGCUCAUGCUUUCAGGCCUGGCUGAGGCAUUCAACACAAUUGGGCAAAUGCAAUUCUACUACAAUGAGUUCCCUGAACACAUGAGGAGUGUUGCAGGUUGUUUGUUCUUCUGCAACGUGGCGCUUUCAAAUUACUUGAGUGGAUUUCUGGUGACGAUUAUAAAUCGAGCUGGUGGCGACGAUGGGAGUUGGCUGGCUGGGGAUCUUAACAAAGGGAGGUUGGAGAAUUUCUACUAUCUAAUUGCUGGGAUUGGAAUUGUGAACUACAUGUACUUCCUUAUUGGUUCCAGGUGGUACAAAUACAAAGGAUCUGAGAUUUCCCAGAAAGUAAGUAGCUCUGAGUGUCAACCAAUUUAACACAUUGAUUUAAGCUAAACAGGUGGAUUUCAUUUUGGUUUUUUAAUGGAAUUUCGAGACUACAUUUAUCUAUAUGAUAUGCAAUCAUUUCAGUUGCAUACUAAACAGUUUUGGAGUAUUAUUUCAUCAUAGUCAUGUGGAAAAGAUAUUGAUAUGGGAAGAACUGAUCUGUGUUACAUUAUUAUACCUUAUAAUUAUUAAUUGGAUAUUACACCUCUCAAUGAAUACAUCUUCCAUAUAACAAAUGGAUAAUUUGCAUGAAAUUUUCAUAAAAAAUUAUAUUUGGUCUUUUCCUGAUACAAAUUAUGUUAGAAUUGGCUUAAAAAUUACAAAAAUUUUAUUCUUUUAUGAAGAAUUUGCAAUACACAAAUCUUAAUACAAAUCUAGUAAUUUUCAAGGUCAGUUUGAUAUAAUUUAUUUGACAACAAUUUGAUAUAAUAGUCUUGCUUGUUUUAGAGUUUACUUAGUAAUGAGUAGCUUGGUUCAAUGGAAGUUUUGGUGUAAAAUAAAUUGUUUAAACAUAAAAUUAUAUAUAUAAUUCGGAAUAAAGUUGAUGAAAUUAAAUUAAUUUACUUUAUAUUUUUUCACAAAACAAGGCUGAAGU
This is a messenger RNA of Dendrobium catenatum, 2521 nucleotides long. Its product is annotated as protein NRT1/ PTR FAMILY 2.11. NCBI's taxonomy places the organism in Eukaryota, Viridiplantae, Streptophyta, Magnoliopsida, Asparagales, Orchidaceae. The transcript has 5 exons. Gene Ontology annotation, cellular component: plasma membrane. The record is from RefSeq and is a predicted model, not a curated record. Gene Ontology annotation, molecular function: transmembrane transporter activity. Gene Ontology annotation, biological process: transmembrane transport. Bases 166 to 1917 code for a protein of 583 amino acids.